Molecule: messenger RNA, 1236 nt
Organism: Plasmodium gonderi
Lineage: Eukaryota; Apicomplexa; Aconoidasida; Haemosporida; Plasmodiidae
Product: signal peptide peptidase
Exons: 9
Coding region: 1-1236 (411 amino acids)
Biological process (GO): membrane protein proteolysis
Cellular component (GO): membrane; cytoplasmic side of endoplasmic reticulum membrane; lumenal side of endoplasmic reticulum membrane
Molecular function (GO): aspartic endopeptidase activity, intramembrane cleaving
Source: RefSeq, a predicted model, not a curated record
AUGAAUUUACUAAAGUUAAUUAGCAAGAACAAAAAAAUGAAGAACGAUAAUCUAGGAUGUUCCAUAUUUUAUUAUGGGAGUUAUGUGAUAAUGCUCCUAACCAUCGUGCUGUCCAAGUUUUUUGUGAUCCCAUUAAUAGCUCAAAUGUUUUUGUACACAUUUAUAACUAUUUAUAUCGGGAGCCAUGAUAGUCUGAAGCAAUUAGAGGUUGAUGAUCGAGUUAAGAAGGCCGAUAAUAUUACAGCAUAUGAUGCGAUUAUGUUCCCCAUAAUUGGUUCUGGAGCCUUACUAACUCUAUAUUUUGCUUAUAAGUUUUUAGACCCUUAUUAUGUCAAUAUGCUUCUAACCGUCUACUUAACUCUAGCCGGAGUUUUCUCACUACAAGGUGUUGUUGCAAACAUUUUGGAACCUGCUUUACCAAAAUUUUUUAAAAAAGAUGAAUAUGUUAAAAGCUUAAAAUUACCAGGGUUCAUUUCGAAGGAUCCCGUUGUUUUCAAUACAAACAAAGGAGAAAUAAUAAGUUUCUUGUUUUGCUUCAUUAUUGGUGCACGAUGGAUUUAUUAUAAGGAUUUUAUCACCCAUAAUGUGUUGGCUGUGUCCUUUUGUUUUCAAGCCAUAUCCUUAGUUAUUCUAAGCAAUUUUUUAAUAGGAUUCAUAUUACUUUCCGGUCUCUUUGUGUAUGACAUUUUCUGGGUAUUUGGUAAUGACGUUAUGGUAACUGUUGCAAAGUCAUUUGAAGCACCGGUAAAAUUGCUAUUUCCAGUUUCAAAGGACCCAUUACAUUAUAGUAUGCUAGGAUUAGGUGACAUAAUUAUACCUGGGAUUGUAAUAUCACUAUGCUUACGUUUUGACUAUUAUUUACACAGAAAUAAAAUACACAAGGGAAAUUUUAAAAAAAUGUUUAAUGACAUAUCAAUACAUGAGUCAUUCAAGAAAUAUUAUUUUUAUACCAUUUCGAUUUUUUAUCAAAUAGGGUUAUUAGUAACUUACUGCAUGCUUUUUUAUUUUGAGCGUGCACAACCAGCUUUGCUAUAUCUUGUACCAGCAUGUAUAUUGGCAAUUGUAGGAUGUUCAUUAUGCAAAAGAGAAUUUAAAAUUAUGAUUAAAUAUCAGGAAAUUACGGAUAAAAGCAAUGGUUCUGAUGAUGGAAAAAAGAAAGUUGGUGAAAAGGAUGAACUAUUUAGAAGCCAAGAAUCCAUUAUGUCCAAUGCCAAAAAAAGAAUCACGAAUAAAUAG